UUUCCCAAUCUCUUCCUUAGAUUUUUUUUUUUGCUUUCUCUCUUGGAAAUUGAUGGGCAAUAGGAAACACAAUUCUCUCUCUCUCUCUAGAAAAACCAAAAACAUAAUCUCUCUCCUCAUGUCUUUCUUUUCUCUCUCCUCUCCUCUCUCCUCUCCAUUAGUAAAGACCUAAACUUUAUCUUCUUUUCUUGCUGGGUUUAAUCUCUUCUUAAAUGAGGGUUAGAUCAAAUUCACCUUUAAUUUAAUUGCUUGUAGACUUGAGAUUAGUCUAGUGUAGGUUUUGGUGGGCUAUCACUAAGACUAAGACAAAGUCAAAGUCAAAAAAAAAAAAAGGUUUGAAACUUUGGAAGAGAUAGAUAUUUUAUCAAUUAUCAUCUCCAUUCUCUCUAAUAGGUAGCUUAUGAAGCUAAAGCUAUAUAUGAUGACUUGUUUAAUUAAAAUAGCUUAGGGUUUUGAAGAGGGAGAUAAGAGAAGAAAUUUAUAUUCUUUGUUUAAGAAAAAGGUUAUAUAAAAAAAAAGAUUAGGGUUUUUUAUCUUCUUUUUCAAGAAGCUUCAAGAUCAAAGAGACACGGAGGUCAGAGAGAAGAAGGAUGAGAAAAUGGAGAUGGUAAGAAGUAAACCAUCAGUUCUAGAUCAUCAUCGUCUUCCUCCGUACGCUUACCCCCAAACCGCCGACAAAGAUAAACCCACCACCAAAAGAAACGGGUCGGACCCGGAUCCGGAUCUUGAUACCAACCCCAUUUCUAUAGCUCCUGCUCCAAGGUCAUACGCUAGGCCUCAAACUACUUCCCCGGGGAAGGCGAGGUAUAGAGAAUGCCAAAAGAACCACGCGGCAAGCUCCGGUGGACACGUGGUGGACGGUUGCGGCGAGUUUAUGUCUUCCGGGGAAGAUGGUACGGCUGAGUCUCUUCUUUGUGCAGCUUGUGACUGUCACCGGAGCUUCCAUAGAAAAGAGAUCGACGGUUUGUUUGUUGUCAAUUUCAAUAGCUUUGGCCAUUCUCAAAGGCCACUCGUUGGCCGCCACGUGUCUCCGAUUAUGAUGAGCUUCGGUGGCGGAGGAGGUGGUGGUGGUCCGGCGGAGUCAUCGACGGAGGAUCUAAACAAGUUUCAUCAAUCUUUUAGUGGUAAUGGAGUGGAUCAGUUUCAUCAGUUUCAGCCCAAGAAACGGUUUAGGACAAAGUUUAAUGAAGAACAAAAGGAUAAGAUGAUGGAGUUUGCUGAGAAGAUUGGUUGGAGAAUGACAAAGCAAGAAGACGAUGAAGUGAAUCGGUUUUGCCGUGAGAUUAAUGUGAAAAGACAAGUGUUUAAAGUUUGGAUGCACAACAAUAAACAGGCAGCAAAGAAGAAGGAUUUGUAAGAGAUUUUUAUAUAUAAACAUACUAUUUUUACUUCUCUUUGUUCGAUUCAACGUUCCUUUACUUUAAGAUCUUGCUUUAACAUUUUGAAAAGGAGAUUGGAUUUAGGUUCAGGAUUGUUGUAUAACAAAUUGCUUUUAGAGCUCAGCAUAAUAGUCUCGUAUCUCUCUGGCGACUUGAAAAGCCUUCUUCUUAAUUUACGGUUUCGUAAGCGUAUUUUGUGACUUGUCUUCUAUAUAGUCAACCAAAUCAACCAUUGCUUUUGUUGGUUUGUCUUUGCGGUACUA
Camelina sativa (false flax) is the source of this 1642-nucleotide messenger RNA. Its product is annotated as zinc-finger homeodomain protein 6. Gene Ontology annotation, biological process: regulation of DNA-templated transcription; regulation of developmental process. Gene Ontology annotation, cellular component: nucleus. Lineage: Eukaryota; Viridiplantae; Streptophyta; Magnoliopsida; Brassicales; Brassicaceae. The record is from RefSeq and is a predicted model, not a curated record. Gene Ontology annotation, molecular function: DNA-binding transcription factor activity; transcription cis-regulatory region binding.